AAUCAACGAUUUCUAAUGAAAAAAUAUGUUGAGAAAAUUGCUAUUUUAAGAAAUUGUCCCCAUCUGUCGAACACACCCCGCCAUCCCACUGUUAGCACACUUGUCGCGGUACACUGGCACCUACCACUACUUUUCGCCUUUGAUCUCCAGAGUUAACCUGCCCGGCAUGUCCAGCAGUUCAAUAUCACAUUACCAAUUUUACACGAAUCCAGAUUUAUUGCCCUUCCAUGCACAAAAUUUUGCUGCUAUCGCUGAUCUGUACGUACCUCGUGGUGUGCGGCGUCUUUAAAAUGAAGUUUGUGAAGCAAAAGGUGCCCAAAGCCUUGAUUUUAUUCGCUCAUUCGUUGCUCAAGUACCCCGUUACGUUUUUCCUUGCCAAGAAAAGAAGACAUUUUGACCGACGAAUUAUUGUAGUUGUGGUUCUGUAUUCAAUCUCGACAUACAUUUUUUUAUUGUCCGCAGAACAUAUCAGUGUUGUUACUCUGGCAAUUUGCACACCCACAAGGAUUAUUUUCACUUUUAUCCUGUCAAAAUUCUUUUAUGCCAAAAAGUACACAUUUUUGCAACACCUGGCGCUGGUGAUGAUAAUUGUUGGGUUUUCUAUCGCUAAUCUCAGGAACAACACAAGCGAAAAAGGUACUAACGUGAAAUACCUGUUAUUUUUGCUAUUCGGAAACUUUUGCAACUCUGUGAGUUGCAUUUUCUUCGAUAGGACCAUAAAACAGAAGAACAUGAACUACUGGGAGUACAUGUACACGUAUACGUUCCUGAACCUUCUAAUAUCCACCAUGGAACUUAUGUUAGAGUACUCCUUCUCAAGCUAUGAUUUUGCACCAUAUUUGCGUAACAAGGAGUUUUAUCUGAAUGUGCUCGCACAGACGGCCGAAACUUUUCUUAUAGCGUACAUUUCGUUCCAGCUAACACCUCUACAGAGGGGAUUGAACCAUAUUGUCUGUGCUGUCACAAUAACCAUACUGACGAACGUUCUGUUUGAGACUUCUCCGAGUGCUCAUAGUGUGCUGGCCUGUAUUCUUACGUACGUUGGACUCAUAAUGUUUGAAUUGAAGAGCCUGAAGAAAAUCAUUAAGAAACAGAGCAGAGAAGUGUCUUGAUAUCCAACCAUGAGGGAAGUGAUGGUUCACAGUGCUACAACAUUGAAUAGACCAAAAGAAGUAAAGGAGUUAAUUUUGUGACGCGAUUAAAUCUAUCAGCACUUGGUUCAGUCUAAUCUCAGUGUAUAAACGCGCAUAUUUAUACCUUGACAACUUCUAGUUUGUAGGAGUAGCGUGUCCCAUACUUUCAAGAUCUCAUAAUAGUUCGCCGAUGCCCUACUUAUGGUUCAUUACGUAUGCUUAAAGAUCUACUUGGCGGUCUAUCCUGUAGACUAAUUAUCAGGUAGGGCUGCACGACACCCAUACGCGUUGAAAAAGAUUAAAUUCCUCUUUAAAAGUGUACUAUGGGUGACGAGAACUGAAGAAUUGGUGAAAGUGUUCAUCGAAUAAAAAGCAUGUGUUUAUCACUUCAGAUGGGGAGAAGUAAAGGAGUUAAAAUUUCGUUUUUAUUACCAGAUUGGUAUAUAAAAAUGUUUAUACGAAUUUAUAUUUUAGCUUAAGACAUGAAGCCAACA
This is a messenger RNA of Vavraia culicis subsp. floridensis, 1627 nucleotides long. RefSeq lists its product as uncharacterized. The transcript has a single exon. The coding region runs from base 228 to 1112 and encodes 294 amino acids. The record is from RefSeq and is a predicted model, not a curated record. NCBI's taxonomy places the organism in Eukaryota, Fungi, Microsporidia, Pleistophoridae.